GCACAGGGAGAGAGGAUGGAGAGCACGGAGAAGGGCGGGAGAGCACGGCGAGGGGCUGAGGCGUCCGGCGGGGAUGCCGGGGGGAGCGGGGCGGGCCGGGGCAGCGCGUCCGGGGGGAGGAGGUGCCGCCGCCCGUUCCCCUUCCCUCGCUCUCCGGAGCGAGCAGCCCGGGGCCGCCCCGUGCCUUUAAAGGCUCCUCCUCCGGCGCGGAGGGGACCCGGCCCCGCCGGUCCGGCCCGAGGGCUGCGCCGGGAGCGCGGCGGGGAGCGCACGGCGGGGCGCGGGGCCGGUGCCCGCAGCCGGGCCGAGAUGAGCCCCCUCCCCGCGGGCAACGGCAGCGCCUGGGGGGGCUCCGGCAACUGCAGCGGGGCCGGCAGCCUGGGCCGGCAGUGGGUGCUGGGGACCGCCAUCAGCCUCACCGUCCUGGUCACCGUGGCCGGGAACUUGCUGGUGAUUGUGGCCAUCGCCAAGACGCCGCGGCUGCAGACCAUGACCAACGUCUUCAUCACCUCGCUGGCGUGCGCCGACCUCAUCAUGGGCUUGCUGGUGGUGCCGCCGGGGGCCACCAUCCUGCUGAGCGGUCACUGGCCCUACGGCACCACGGUGUGCGAGCUGUGGACCUCGCUGGACGUGCUGUGCGUCACGGCCAGCAUCGAGACGCUGUGCGCCAUCGCCGUGGAUCGCUACCUGGCCAUCACCUCCCCGCUGCAGUACGAGGCGCUGGUGACCAAAAGCCGGGCCCGGGCCGUGGUGUGCCUGGUGUGGGCCAUCUCUGCCUUCAUCUCCUUCCUGCCCAUCAUGAACCACUGGUGGCGGGACGGGGCGGACGAGCGGGCGGCGCGCUGCUACGAGGACCCGCGCUGCUGCGACUUUGUCACCAACGUGACCUACGCCAUCGUCUCCUCCACCAUCUCCUUCUAUGUGCCCCUGCUCGUCAUGAUCUUCGUCUACGUGCGAGUCUUCGCCGUGGCCUCGCGGCACGUGCAGCUCAUCGGCAAGGACAAGGUGAGGUUCCUGCAGGAGCCGCCCAGCCCCACGGGCAGGAGCAGCCGGCGCAGGCGGCCCUCCCGUCUGCUGGCCAUCAAGGAGCACAAGGCGCUCAAAACCCUGGGCAUCAUCAUGGGCGUCUUCACUCUCUGCUGGCUGCCCUUCUUCGUGGCCAACAUCAUCAAGGUCUUCUGCCGCUCGCUGGUGCCCGACCAGCUCUUUCUCUUCCUCAACUGGCUGGGCUACAUCAACUCGGCCUUCAACCCCAUCAUCUACUGCCGCAGCCCCGACUUCAGGAGCGCCUUCCGCAAGCUGCUGUGCUGCCCGCGCCGCGCCGACCGCCGGCUCCACGCCGUCUCACAGGACCUGCAGCGCUGCCCCUGCGCCUUCAGCCCUCGGGGGGGUCCCGCAGGGGACAGCAAGGCGGCCCCCGGGCGCCCCGGCGAGGACGGCGAGGCUCGGGGCAGCGGCAGCAGAACAGAGGAGACGACUCUGCCGCAGGGCGGUGGCCACCGGCAGCGGCCCCCGGGCGAGUCCCGGCUGCAGGGCGCGCAGACCUCGCUGUGUUCCCAGCUGCACGAAUUUGCUGAGGGAGAGACGCCCGCGGGUCCGUCCGACUGACUGAGAGCAGCCGAGAGCCGGGAGGAGAGCGCUUCCCCCGGCCGGGUCAUCGUCGCUCCGGCCUCUCCUCUGCCCGCCUUGGCCGCCACCCUCCCCGGGGACCGGAGCCCGUGGCCAGCCCCAGGCUGCUGCCCGGGUUCGGGCACGGCCGGGGUUGCAGAAGCAGCGCCGGGGGUGACGGUGCUGGCAGGAGCCUGUGGUGCCUGCACCCACCCGGAGAGGAGGAGGAGGAGGAGGAGGAGGAUCUCCCUUGGGAGCGCUGGUGGUUUGGGACAGCACCAGCUCCUGCGUGCCGUCGCUGCUGGAGACCUGGAGCUGGGGAAAAGCUCUGGAGCUGCUCACCAAGGCGCAGCACAACCUCAGGGAUGUGUGGACAGGGGACAAACUCCCAUCUGGGGUGUUCCUGGCACGGCUGGCAGUGGGAUGUGGAGACUGCCAGCUCUGCUUUCUUGAAGGACAAAGGACCCUGUUGUCCCAGGCUUGGCCAGUUUCGGACAGUCUGCUGAGGAGGAGAGAGGAGCCUCCUGCAGGCUCAAGCCCUUCCCAGGACUUCCACCCCUGCCCCAGCUGCUGCAUUCCGGGGCUGAGCGCAAUCCAGGAGCUGCGGCGAUGCCUUCAGCAAAGGAAAAGCUCAGGGGAGCGAGGGCAGCUCCGAGCACGGAGCCCUUCCAAACGCAGGGACCGGGACCGGGAUCGGGCCGGGUCUCUCGGCAGCUUCCCCCUCUCGUUUGGGACGGUGUCCGUGCCCCUGGGGGACGGAGGUGGAUUCUCAUCUCCCACGAGUGCAGACGUGCCCUGCCCACGCUGCGCUGCCCCGCAGCACCUCGGGCACAAGCUGGUGUCAGCACGUUCAGCGACUGCACAGUUUCUGUCCCGGUUUGUGUCCCCCCGCCGUGUGAAAUAAACCUCUGGAUGUCU
Motacilla alba alba is the source of this 2526-nucleotide messenger RNA. RefSeq names its product beta-4C adrenergic receptor-like. Gene Ontology annotation, cellular component: membrane. NCBI's taxonomy places the organism in Eukaryota, Metazoa, Chordata, Aves, Passeriformes, Motacillidae. Bases 16 to 1608 code for a protein of 530 amino acids. Gene Ontology annotation, biological process: norepinephrine-epinephrine-mediated vasodilation involved in regulation of systemic arterial blood pressure; adenylate cyclase-activating adrenergic receptor signaling pathway; positive regulation of heart contraction. Gene Ontology annotation, molecular function: norepinephrine binding; beta1-adrenergic receptor activity; epinephrine binding. The transcript has 3 exons. The record is from RefSeq and is a predicted model, not a curated record.